Molecule: messenger RNA, 2230 nt
Organism: Capsicum annuum
Lineage: Eukaryota; Viridiplantae; Streptophyta; Magnoliopsida; Solanales; Solanaceae
Product: probable GPI-anchored adhesin-like protein PGA55
Exons: 1
Coding region: 229-2121 (630 amino acids)
Source: RefSeq, a predicted model, not a curated record
UUUCCUGACAUUUCCGCCGAACUCCCAAUGAUCCCCAAAAGUGAAGAGUCCAGCCCACGAAACUGGUCACAAACUGACAAAAUCAUAGUCCCGGAUCUAAACGUUACAGAAAAGAACGAAUCCUCUUUUUUUAUAUUUGAAAUCCACCAUUUUCAGUCAUAGAGGGAGUACACAAGCAACAGUCAAUCCUUUGCCAUAGCUACUGUCUGACGUUAGUUCAUACAGAAGAUGGAGAAGAAAAAGCAGAAGGAUAAAAAAUGGAGCUAUGAAAAGAGAAGCCCUUUGCAAGAUCUGAAUGUUAUUCCGAGAUGUAACAGCAAGAGUAGCAAUGCUUCAACUUCCUCUUCCAUUUUCAUUGAAGCCCCAAAAGGUCGACUUCCUUUUUUCAUCUCUUCAAAUUCUUCUUCCUCCUCCUCGUCUUCGUCCUCUUGUUCUUCUUCUUCUUCUAGAGUUCAUUUCCACCAAAAGCCGAAACUUUCUUCGAGAAUUUUAAACCCAAUGCCUAAAUCUACACGUUUGAGAUCUAAGUCCACCAACGAGAACGUUUUACCAAGACCCAAAAAGAACCCUCCUUUUCUAUCUGGGAAGAAACCCACCUCCCGAAACUCAAAUCUGAAUAAUCCUAUGAAGAAAUCAGCAUUCGCGUUGAUUAAACCGAAGAUUUUGAAGCAAAAGGAGGAAGGAAAUGGCUCAGGUGAGCAAAUUCAGAUUUUGGGUAAUAUAUAUAGUAAUUUGACUAAUUUUGAGAAUUGUACACCUCUAGGUAAAUUAUCAUCUGGUUCUGGUACUGAAUGUGCAACUUUAGACCAAUUUUGUAAUGGAGAGUCCUCAAAUACAAAUAGUAAUACUACUAAAACACCUCCCAUUGAGGCUUCAGUGUCCCCUGAAAUUCAAUUUGGACUAUCCACUGGGCUGGUUUCAGCUGCAACACCUUGUUAUGCUGCUGGCCAUGUUCUCUCUGGUAUCACUGAUAAAAGAAAAUGUAGGCCUAGAGGUGUUCUCACUAUAGGAACUUUAAUUGAUUCAUCAGAUUGCGAAAAAGCUAGUGGCUUAGAUGCAGUUCCUAACAAGUCUAGUAGGGUUUCUUUGAUUCCUUUGCCUGCAUUGGCUUCUAUGCAUUGGCUCUCAUCUCCUUGCCGUGAGAACAAUGCCAUUUGUGAGGGUGAAUCUGUAAACGAAUUUGGAAUGUUGACUGGAUCUGCUAUGUCUGAGUUGCCGGAUUCAGCUUCAACAUGUUCUGGGAGUACUUUGGAUUCAGUACAUAACAGGGGAAAGUACUGUGAUAGUGUAAAUAGGGAUGUCGCACGAACUGGUGGAAAAGCUCGGAUUGUUUUGCAUUCUCCUGGAAGUACCGAAUAUAAAGAUCCAUCAUCUGACGAGAUGGGGAGGAAUUCGUUUCCGCCUUAUCCCCUGGCUAUAUCUUGUUGUCGUGAUGUGAAAGCCCCGGAUGAGUGGAAAUGUUCAUGCAGUCUUGUUUGGGAGAAUUCUCCGUGCUCUACGGCUUCUUUGAGCAGUGGGAAUGUUAUUCAAACCCCCAAAUCAGAUUUAAGCUCAGGAAGGUAUGGUGACCUUUCAUGGUUACAUUCAGGUGAUCAUGGAGACAACCUUGGGGGUGAACUUGAUUCAGUGGCAGAUUUUCUUUACAAAACAAGUUUAUCACCUACGACUCAACCAUCGGCUUUGGGUCCGCCUAAUCUGCAUUUUAAGUAUGCUAGUGCUUCCUGGGUGUCUGACUCUACAUUAGACAAUGUAUCACAAUCUCACAUGAGGAUAUCAUGGAGGGAUGGGUUAGUGAGUCGGAUUUUUGAGAGUGAUGAUUUAGAUUGCUGCAGAUGCUUAACAGAUGAUGAGAAUGCCGGUUUCUGUUUCACCAAUGAAAAGACAAAUGUUGGUGUUAAAUCCAGCUCCCAUGAAGAAAAUGAUCUUUUACCAGAGAGUGGUUCUCAGUCUUCUGAAUCUCUAGAGCACAAACACGAGCUUUCGUGGAGUGGAAAGUUAAAGUCUCCUCUCCCAGAAGCAAACUUGUGUGCAGAGUCCAUAUGUAUUGAAGGUGGUGGCUUAGUUUCAUCUGCAGAUUCUGACUGGACCCAUAAUUAUAAAAACCAGUUGUAUCAAAUUUGAUUCUUCUGGAUUUAUUUGUACGAAUUCUUAGAAGCAGUGUUGCUCUUUUAUGUUUGAACACUGUUUGUUGUUGCUCUAAAUUAUACCCAAUUACUACUCAUUUUCUUCA